Dermochelys coriacea (leatherback sea turtle) is the source of this 2301-nucleotide messenger RNA. Its product is annotated as homeobox protein not2-like. Gene Ontology annotation, biological process: central nervous system development; regulation of DNA-templated transcription; neuron differentiation. The transcript has 3 exons. The coding region runs from base 68 to 799 and encodes 243 amino acids. Gene Ontology annotation, molecular function: DNA binding; DNA-binding transcription factor activity, RNA polymerase II-specific. NCBI's taxonomy places the organism in Eukaryota, Metazoa, Chordata, Testudines, Dermochelyidae. The record is from RefSeq and is a predicted model, not a curated record.
ACAAGUCCAGGCAAAGGAACCUGCUCAGUCCCAGCCUCACCAUCAGCCACAGAUCAGCUGACUGAACAUGCUCCAGAGCCUGGUCGCCCCAGGUCCACUCAGCAACAUCCUGGCAGCAGCAACAGACUCAUCUGGCCCCCCAGCUUCUCCAGAUGUUCCCCAGCCCCCUCGGAAGACCCCCUUUAACAUUGACGCCAUCCUCUCCAAGCCAGAGCCCCAGAAGGAAGGUGCAGUCUCUGCCAGAUGGUCCUCCAAGCUGCCUCUGGAGUGGCAUAGCUGGAUUUACCCAGCCACCUACUCCAUUGGCCUCAUGACUUACCCAGCCAUGUACCUGGAUAAGCUGGGCUAUGGGGUUGUGCACCAGUACCAGCAGCUGCAGCACAGAUUGCAGAGGGGCUGCCUGUUCUCUUAUCCCAGCUGUAAUCAAGACAGUCUGGAAUUGUCUGGUUGUGUAGGAGCUGUCUCGCUGGGCCCUCCUGUUCCUUGGAGAUCCAGGGGGCCCUGUAAGAUGAAGAGGGUCCGCACAGUCUUCAAACCGGAGCAGCUGGAGCGGCUGGAGCAGGAAUUCCUCAAACAGCAAUACAUGGUGGGCACGGAGCGGGUGGAUCUGGCAGCCACCCUGCACCUCACAGAGACCCAGGUGAAAGUCUGGUUCCAGAACCGGAGGAUCAAAUGGAGAAAGCAGAGCCUGGAGCAGAAGAAAGCGAAGCUGUCGCAGUUUGGAGGAAUGCAGCCUGUUCCUACGGACUCGAUGGACCUUGAGAACAACGAGGAAGACACGGUGGACGUGGAGGUCUAAAUGGCUUGAGAAUUCCCUGCUGCAGACGUUGCUCUUGCGAUGGAACUAGCAGGGGUUUACAGCUAUGCCCAAGGAGAAGACUGACCGAUGAAGCUACCAGGGAGUUAAGCAGCUGCUCCAUACAUGUGCUUCUCCAGCCAGAUAAAUAGAUCAAGCUCUUUAUCUGAAUGCUGAUGAUACCGGACUGACCUGGCACUGUCUAGGAUGAGUCCGUGAUAUGCAACACCCACUGUCUGGCAACCUCAUACUAGACACCCAGGCCUGCUGCUCAUCAGGUCAGUUGCGCAUGGGCAGCUUCCAGAUAACCCACACGUCUUUCUUUUCUCUAUUGAAAUGCCAGAAAGCAUGGUCCCUUUCCAGCAGAAAGACUGGGGCUAAAAUUAGAGAUUGGAGGGUGGGGGGGCAGUCAUAGAGUUCAGAUCCAGACAUCAGUGCAUGUAAAUGCAGUGCUGUUGUGGUUUAUCAGCCCCCUGGCGGUGCUGAGCUACCAGCUAGGGUAGCCCUGACAGGAAGGGUGAUAAGAGAAUCAGACUCAUGAUUUUUUUCCCCCCUAGUAGCCUCUCUAGUUAAUUUUAUUUCCACGUCAGGUUUGCAGUUCAGAUCUGCCCAAAAAUUGCUCCACUAAAAUUUGCAAUAAAGUAAACGAGAUCUGACCAAACUAAGGAGAAAAAAGCCCAAUGGGCCAUAAUUGAGGGCUUGAUACUGCCACAAGCACAAUUCUCAUUGAUUUCAAUGGGAGCUCUGUGAAGAGCAUGAUGCUGCUGUCCCUAUAUACUGACCCCGAUUCUGAACUUAUUUACACCAAUCCUCCACCGAUGUAACUCCAUUAUCUGUAGUAGUUUUCUGAAAGCUGUAAGUGCCUAGGGCUUAGAAUGAAAAUGCCUCCAGGCAGCCCUCCUGCAGUGCUACAAUAAGGAUUUGUACAUUUUUGCCUCUCUCCUGGCCUGCAAAGCCCAGAUCAAAGACCUCAGUCCACCCCUACGCACAUAUUGCAUUACGUUUACCAUGCAGAGAGGCACUCAAGUGGCAAAAUCUGGGCCUAGCUUUCAGUUACCUCUCUCCAUCGGGCAGUGUUUGGAUCUGGGAUUUUGCUUUGGCCCAUUAUACAAAUUUUGCUUUGGAUUUCAAACACCAACUUUAUACCAAGCAUAGUAUUACCCCCCACCCCAGCAAUGCACACACACUCGUUAGGACUCCAGCUGUAGUUGCUAUGUUGUGUUUUCUAUCUCUGCAUUGUGUACCGCGUGUCAGAGCAAACAGCAUCUGGUGGUUUUGCCCAGUAUCUCAGAAUAGAGCCAAUUUUAACAGGAGAGCAAACUGGGUUUGUGACUGUUGAGGACAGGUGAGGCUCAAUCCCUCUUGUACCUCAUUGUAUCAGGUGUGCUUUGAGUUCACAUUGCCAGCUGCUAAGGGCGCUUUUCGCACCCAAAAGCUCAGGAUAAUUUAUUGUGCCGCUUUUUGAGCCAGAACAUUGUAAAUAACACGACUCUUGUAUUAUUUAU